This is a messenger RNA of Symbiodinium pilosum, 1261 nucleotides long. The record is from the annotation of a GenBank genome assembly. NCBI's taxonomy places the organism in Eukaryota, Dinophyceae, Suessiales, Symbiodiniaceae.
AUGACUUCUUUCACAGUGGAAGCGACCGACGCUGCAUGGAAGAACAUCCAGAAAAUCGCCGACGAGUACACCCUGGGCAAGAACCAACGAGGCAAGGGACGCUUCACCGGCAAGGACAUUGAGCUUCAAUUGGACGGCUCCAUCAAGAUCAACCAGGAGUUUUACAUCAAGGACCGCGUCCACGACAUCCCCCUGCCGAAGAAACGGAAGCAACAAAGGUUCUCCAAGUACACUCCCACCGAGCUGGAACAACUUCGCAGCUCUUUGGGCCUGCUCUCCUGGCUAUCCAAGGAAACCAGGUGCGACCUAGCAGGCCGAGUUGCUCUACUUCAACAAGCUUUCCCUGAACCAAAAGUCAUGGACCUCACCGAAGCCAACAAGAUCUCCCACGAGGCAAGGAAGCACGCUCACAUUGGCAUCAAGGUGAUGCCAAUCCCGCUCCACAACCUCAGGGUAUCGCUCGUGACAGAUGCAGCCUGGGGUAACACCAAAGAUCGUGCAUGGAUUGAAGACAGUCCCGAAGACUAUUGGGAAGAGCAGUCCAACUACUGGGUUCGACAUCACGUCAAACCAAGAAGAACGACCUUCCAUCCUGGAGCUGCUCAAGGAGGACCUGACCUACAUGCGAUCAUGACGAAGAGGACUACUCAAAAGUUUGACCUGGACAAGGACAAGCUGGCAGAGAACGUCAUCGAGGAUGACUGGACAGACAACCACGGCGUUCGAGUGCUUCAAGACGCUCCUUGGACCGGCGCCACCAAGUUCGCGAAGAAUCCGGACAACAAGCUCGACGCAAAGAAGGUUCACACUAGCGGCCAGAUCGUGAUCUACCACGACAAGUCUCUUUCCGAGAACGAACUGCCAGCGUCAACCACGGUGGCAGCGUGGAAGAGUUACCGUCUUAAAAGAAAGACGGUUGACGCGCUGGCUGCUGAAGGGCAGUCGCUGCAAGCAGGCAUCGGCUCAGUUCAUUGGCAUCGGCUACUUUUCACGGAGGCCUUCUACGGCGUGCUGAACCCAGCAGAGUGGAGAGGAAUAGCAGGGCGUUUACCUUUUCUUGCUGCCGUAGAUCCCAAGUCUUUGUAUGAUGCCGUCAAUAAGUGUGCUUGUACAGCUUCCUACGUUAGUGACAAGAGGACAGCUGCAGAUCUUUCCGUCAUUAAAGCAGACCUGGCAGAGACUGGCGGAAAUAUCCGCUGGAUAGAUACAAGAGCCAUGAUUCAGGCCAUGAUUGCAGAUCCGCUCACCAAACAGCAUCCCG